Penicillium soppii is the source of this 516-nucleotide messenger RNA. RefSeq names its product scytalone dehydratase arp1 (gene arp1). The coding region runs from base 1 to 516 and encodes 171 amino acids. Lineage: Eukaryota; Fungi; Ascomycota; Eurotiomycetes; Eurotiales; Aspergillaceae. The transcript has 3 exons. Gene Ontology annotation, molecular function: scytalone dehydratase activity. The record is from RefSeq and is a predicted model, not a curated record. Gene Ontology annotation, biological process: melanin metabolic process.
AUGUCUCCCGCCGUAAAGAACACCACUGCCGAGCCUAACUUGGAUAUCAGCUUCCAAGACUAUCUCAUUCUCUCGAAGCUCGUCUUUGACUGGGCCGAUAGCUAUGAUGCCAAGGACUGGGAUCGCCUCCGCAGCAUCAUCGCUCCAACCCUGACGGUCGACUACACAAAGAUUGGCCUGAAAAGAUGGGAUAACAUGGCCGCAGACGAUUAUAUGUCCAUGGUCACGCACCCGGGAUUCCUGGGCGACAAGACCAUCAAGACCCAGCAUCUGCUCGGCCAAACCUGGUGGGAGAAGAUCUCCGAUACGGAGGUCAUCGGUCACCACCAGCUUCGCGCAGCUCACCAGGUCUAUGAGACUGUUGAUUUGGAGACCGUGAAGCUGCGUGGCCACUCACAUGCCACGAAUGAGCACUACUACCGCAAGGUGGAUGGUAUUUGGAAGUUUGCUGGGCUGAAGCCGAAUGUGCGCUGGAAUGAGCUGCGGUUCGAGGAGGUGUUCAAGGGACUUGACUAG